AUGGCCCUAUCUAACGACAUCUCUGCGCUCAUUGGGUUCGCUUGUGAAACGACGCUUUGGGGGGUCUACUGCGUCCUUUUCGCACUAUCCCUUGGAUUGCUGUAUCGGCGCAACCAGAAACUCGGAGACAUGAAUUCGACCAUCCUCGUGACACACUGCCUCCUUUUCGGAGCAAGCACCGCCCAUUACGCCCUGGAGUUCAACCAUUUCUACACGGUUUUGCAAGCCACUGGCGUUCCGGGAUUCGCGAACGAAACGAAGCCAUUGGUCGGAGCAGACCUCCUGAUAUCGCUCGCCGACUUGCUGGGCGAUUCAGUGCUCAUCUACCGAUGCUGGAUCUUGUGGCGAGGCAACUACUGGGUAGUCGGUGUCCCCAUCAUGUCCGCGAUAGCCGGCUUCGCAUGUCUCUCUCAAGUCGUCCACUUCGUCGUCACGCAGUCCCCUACCUCACCGGUCCCGCCAACUGCGCAAGUGCCGCUCACCGUGGCAGGCUACGCACUGCCAUUAUGCACCAACGUCAUCGCGAGCGGGCUCCUCGUGUUUAAAAUCUGGUGGAUGGCCCGGGGUACGCGGUCCGGGCACACCCUGCAGAGGACGAUCCGGCUCGCGAAUGAUGCGGCGGCGGUGAUCGUCGAGAGCGGCCUCAUCUACCUCGCCACGCAGCUCGUGCUCGUAGUGCUCGUCACCAUCGAGCACCCCGCGCAGGCGAUCGUCGGCGUCAUGGCCGUCCCGAUAUAUGGAAUUGCAUCCACGCUGAUCGUCAUCCGUGUCACGCUCGGAAUCUCAGCCGGGAGCUCCACCAAAGAGACGGAGCAUGUUUCACAGCUGGUCUGGGCCCGCAGUGCGGCAGGUCCUUCGGCCGGCGAAUUCUCUCAUGUAGCUGCUGGGACAGGUUCCACUGGGGUAGGAGGAAGCAGCACAAGGGUGCUGGGAGAGGAUGUAGACGUAGUGGAGUGUUUGGAGUUGAAAUUGGAGGGUGGUCAUGGCACUACCGCCCCAUCUGACAACGUACUAGCAACCGUCGUAUAG
Molecule: messenger RNA, 1029 nt
Organism: Trametes versicolor FP-101664 SS1
Lineage: Eukaryota; Fungi; Basidiomycota; Agaricomycetes; Polyporales; Polyporaceae
Exons: 5
Coding region: 1-1029 (342 amino acids)
Source: RefSeq, a predicted model, not a curated record